This is a messenger RNA of Trematomus bernacchii (emerald rockcod), 390 nucleotides long. It is a transcript of the gene aamdc, whose product is annotated as adipogenesis associated, Mth938 domain containing. The coding region runs from base 1 to 390 and encodes 129 amino acids. NCBI's taxonomy places the organism in Eukaryota, Metazoa, Chordata, Actinopteri, Perciformes, Nototheniidae. The transcript is spliced from 4 exons. The record is from RefSeq and is a predicted model, not a curated record. Gene Ontology annotation, biological process: positive regulation of fat cell differentiation. Gene Ontology annotation, cellular component: cytoplasm.
AUGUGCGGCAGUUGGGAGUGUUCAGCAGCAUGGGCUCUCUGCUCCCUUUCCUGGGGCCACAUGAAGGUGCAGGGCUGCUCCUGCAGCUAUAAGGACUGUAAGGUGUGGCCUGGAGGCAGCCGGGCCUGGGACUGGAGAGAGACCGGGACCAACCAUAAUCCUGGAGUGCAGCCUGCCGAUCUGGAGGAGGUGCUGAAGAUAGGGGUCGACCUGCUGGUGAUCGGCAGAGGCAUGAGUGAAGCUCUGCAGGUUCCCUCCUCCACGCUGGAUUUUGUGAGGCAGAAAGGUGUGGAGGUCAGAGUGCUUCAGACGCAGGAGGCCGUGGCUGAAUACAACAAACUGGCAGGCCAGGGCGCCAAGGUGGGGGGGGUCUUCCCCUCCACCUGUUGA